GCCAUGUCUCUGGUAGAUGUACCAAUAUCUAAUGAAAACGAGAAUGGCUGACGAUGGCAAAAUCAAGCUGCGGUAGUGGGGGGUUGGGUGGGGGGUUGAAAGAAAAGCUUCAAGAAGAGUUCCUCUCCUGCAAGAUUUGCCUAGAGCCAUUCUCACGUCCCAAGGCACUGCCAUGCCUCCACACAUUCUGUGAGCACUGCCUAACGGACUAUGUGCGGCGUAACCCAGGAGAUAAGGCGGGCUGGUUCCCCUGCCCCAUGUGCCGCAAGGACACGCCCAUUCCCCCAGGAGGCGUGCCCGAGUUUCAGGAUAAUUUUGUCUUGCUGAGCUUGUCACAGACGCUUGACGAAGACACAAACUGGGUGCCCCCUGCAGUCCAGCAUCAGUCUCAAGUCACCCCGCCCAGGCCUAUUUGCCCACCAUCGCCCAAAGAGAAAAAACUGCGUUCGUUCAAGUGGUAUUUUGGUAAAGUCAGUCGGAAUGCUUCUGAAGAAUGGCUCCUGCAGCCCGAUUUCCCCAAAGGCACAUUUUUGAUACGACAGGGGGAGGCAACUCCAGAUACUUACACACUGUCUGUACGUGACUGCGAUGAACUGCGAGGAUUUCUCGUCAAGCAUUAUAAAAUCCACAUGAAAAAGUCAAGUAACAAUGACGACUUGGAUUCAAACAACGGCGAUGAUAACGAUGCCGAACUCAAAGAGUAUUACUACAUCACAACGCGGCGACCUUUUGCAACGCUGGCUGACCUUGUCAUACAUUACUCAGAACUAGCCGACGGCCUUUGCUGUAAGCUAACUCAAAUAUGUCCCAAGCCACGGUCGCUCCUGUGGGCAAUGGACCGAGGCAAAACUGACCAAUGGGAGUCUCCGAGAGAACGAAUCCGCUUCGUCAUGAAACUGGGCAGUGGUCAGUUUGCAGAUGUCUGGUUAGGGAAGUGGAAUGACAGCAAAGAUGUAGCCAUUAAGAUGCAGCGGCCUGGCUCUGUAUCAACGGCUGCAUUUUUAGAUGAGGCGCAAAUCCUUAAAACUCUUCAACACAACAACAUUGUCAGACUGUUAGCUGUUUGCACAGAGCAGGAGCCUGUUUACCUGGUUCUGGAGUACAUGCCCAGGGGGCGCUUGUCCCAGUACCUGAGGGAGGGGGCAGGCAAAGACCUGGGAUUGUCUGAAUUACUCUGGAUUACCACACAGAUUGCUGAUGGCAUGGCUUAUAUGGAGAGAGAAGGAUUUGUCCACAGAAAUUUGGGGGCCAGGAACAUUUUGGUGGGAGAGAACAACAAUGUCAGAAUAUCUGGGUUUGGUAUGACCAAAGUUGUCGACGAUCCAGAUUUUAAUUUUAGAAAAGGCCUAAAGAUGGCAAUUAAGUGGAUGGCACCAGAAGUGUUACUCUACAACAAAUACAGCACCAAGAGCGAUGUCUGGUCAUUUGCAGUAGUCAUGAUAGAAAUACUGAGCUAUGGCAAGGAACCUUAUGAAGGCCUUCCAAGUAAACAGGCAUUUGAGAAAAUCCAGGCUGGCUACAGGAUGCCGAGGCCAGAGUUAUGUCCCCCUGCGGUAUACGAGGUCAUUCUGACCUGCUGGAACAUCACCGCGCCUUCACGGCCGUCAUUUGACUUUUUACACACUUUCCUACAGGAUGCCCACUCAUCAUGAGAGGCCAAUGGGAGAAAACUCUGAUUAAUUUGGCUGUGUUGUUUCGGUGGGGAUGUAUUUCCAUCCCCAUAGAUGGCACUAUGGGGGACUGGUGACCAGGGACAAUCCUGAUGUCUAAAUUUUAUAAAUGCAGUCAUUGUUAGAACUUGUGGGAGUUCAAAAGACGUCAUCUGUGUAAAGUGAAGUCUGUGCAAGAAGCCUUACAGUGUGCACUCCAGUGUGGUGCAACAGGUCCCUAUUUAUUCAUAGAGGGGGUUGUCCCCUAUUGAACUGUUGCUAUUUUGUUCAUUGGACAAGGAUUACUGAGGCAGUGCAGGAACUGUAACGCGGACAUUUACUGGUUAUCUCCCCUGGCAAAGAAGGGACCAGUCGGACUAUUGCCUUCGUAGUACGCACAGACAUUGGUUCGUAAGCUUUGCAAACUUUGGUGGGGACUGGUUAAAGUUGAAUGAUCUGGACCAUACCAUAUAACCACCAAUCCUUCACUGUGAUGCUUUUUGUACAAAUUUGUUUUUUUGUUUGUUUUUUUUCCUUUUUUUUGCAGUUGUAAUAUUUUUUUUUUUCUUUGUGGGGGGAGAUUUCAUGUUUAAUAGUGCUCGACCGAUUUUGCUACAAGUACU
This is a messenger RNA of Liolophura sinensis, 2272 nucleotides long. RefSeq names its product tyrosine-protein kinase SRK3-like. Gene Ontology annotation, biological process: protein phosphorylation. Bases 54 to 1652 code for a protein of 532 amino acids. The record is from RefSeq and is a predicted model, not a curated record. Gene Ontology annotation, molecular function: ATP binding; protein kinase activity; metal ion binding. NCBI's taxonomy places the organism in Eukaryota, Metazoa, Mollusca, Polyplacophora, Chitonida, Chitonidae. The transcript has 9 exons.